CACAUGACAGAGGCAACAGCAUUGUGUCUGGUUUAAGCAGGCGAGCUCUUCAAACCCAGGCCAUGACCAAGUAUGAAGCCUGAACACAGAACGAUAGCCACAAGACGGUGGACCAGGAGUGUCGUGGUCUACCACACAAUGUCUACAGCCAAGAAGAAGAGCAUGUCUCUGAGGAGGAUGAGCACACCAUCCUUCCAGAAGCGGAGGAGGAGGAGGCCUUCUCCCCAGGCCCUGGGGGACAUUGUGGGCUGCAGAAUUUCUCACGGAUGGAAGGAAGGUGAUGAACCCAUCACCCAAUGGAAGGCCAUCGUUCUAGAUCAACUGCCAACAAAUCCCUCUCUCUAUCUGGUCAAGUAUGAUGGAAUUGAAUGUGUCUACGGACUGGCACUUCACAGUGAUAAGAGGAUUUUAAGGCUUAAGGUUUUGCCUCACAAAGUAGUGUUUCCUCAAGUGAAAGAUGCCCAUCUCGCAAGUGCCAUGGUUGGCCGAGUUGUGGAGCAUAAAUUUGAGGGCAAACAUGGCUCUAAGGACAACUGGAGGGGGGUGGUCCUAGCCCAGGUGCCGAUCAUGAAGGACUGGUUUUACAUCACCUACGAGAAAGAUCCAGUCCUAUACAUCUACCAGCUCCUGGAUGAUUACACAGAAGGUAACCUCCGUAUCAUUCCAGAGACUCCUCCAGCACACGUGAAGUCAGACGUUGACAGCGACAUCUUAACAGAUCAAUGUGUGCAGUUCACCAGAAGCGAUGGAUCCAAAAAGAUCGGCAAAGUCAUUUACCAAGUUCUAGCCAAGUCUUCUGUGUACUUCUUCAAGUUUGAUGGCAAGGUCCAUAUCUACUUCUAUGAUCUGGUGGAAAAGAACCGUUAAGAUACCCACAUGCCUUUGACAACCCCAGUAUCUUUUCCAGUGGAAUUUGUUUUUCCUCUAAAAAUUACAAUGUGCGAUGUGACGUGUUGUGUGUAAACACUUUGGUGGAGGAGACAGGCUGUGGUGGAUGGAACAUGGAGAGGAUGAUCUGGAGAGACGGCAGAGGGGUAAAGCCAAGUGUGUGGUCACACAUGCAAACACCAGGGCUUGGUAUGGGAACAGGAGGAUGACCGGGGCUUCCUGACAGUGAGCCUCACCUCAGGUUCAGCAGGAGACCCCGUCACAAGGGAAUACUAUAGGUAGUGAAGGAGCAGAACACGCUCUACCCUCCCCAGCCUCUGAACUUACAUCUCUCUAUCCACACACACGCACACACACAUAUAAAUAUGACUACAGUAUACGAGAGGCUUGCAUAGGUUAUAUGCAAAUGCAGUGUCGCUUUAUCCAAGG
This is a messenger RNA of Rattus norvegicus (Norway rat), 1317 nucleotides long. RefSeq names its product Y-linked testis-specific protein 1-like. The record is from RefSeq and is a predicted model, not a curated record. NCBI's taxonomy places the organism in Eukaryota, Metazoa, Chordata, Mammalia, Rodentia, Muridae. Gene Ontology annotation, biological process: chromatin organization; gamete generation.